This is a messenger RNA of Rhea pennata, 5911 nucleotides long. RefSeq names its product nuclear FMR1 interacting protein 2 (gene NUFIP2). Gene Ontology annotation, cellular component: cytoplasmic stress granule; nucleoplasm. The transcript is spliced from 5 exons. Lineage: Eukaryota; Metazoa; Chordata; Aves; Rheiformes; Rheidae. Gene Ontology annotation, molecular function: RNA binding. Bases 89 to 2068 code for a protein of 659 amino acids. The record is from RefSeq and is a predicted model, not a curated record.
CGUCCCCGCGCCGGAGCCGCACGGCCCCAGCAGGCAGCGAGCGAGCGAGCGAGCGCCCGGCCCGGCCCGGCCCCGCCAGCCGCCCCCCAUGGAGGAGCAGCCCCAGCGCCACAGCCACUACUGCUGCUACAGCCACCACCAGCACCACCCGCACCACCCGCAGAGCGCCUACCUGCCGCCGCCCGACGGCCGAGCGCAGCCCAAGCCGCCGCUCCGCCACGACCACAAGCUCGGCGGCCCGCAGCACCCGGAGGCGCCCAAGCGCAGAGCAGGCUACGGAGAGCUAAAUGGUAAUGCAGGAGAAAGAGAAAUAUCAUUAAAGGGCCUGUGCUCUGAUGAAACAACCAACCCAGGAUCCAGGGUACCAAAUGGCAGCCAGCAACUUGUAGACACUAAUGUGACCCCAAAGCAGACUGUUAAGGCCAGUGCUUUGGGGAAAGCUGGAAUCAAAACCAAGAACUUCAUUCAGAAAAAUAGCAUGGACAAAAAGAAUGAGAAGUCCUACGAAAAUAAACUUAGAGAAAGUCAGCCCUCUGACAAGCCAGAGGGAGUAUCUAUUCCAAAUGGUGUGGUAACCAAUAAUUCUAGUUAUAUCACUAAUGGCUACAUAGGCAAAGGGGCAGAUAAUGAUGGUAGUGGCUCCGAGAGUGGAUAUACUACGCCUAAAAAACGGAAAGGCAGGCGCAACAGUGCCAAGGGUUGUGAGAACUUAAAUCUAGUACAGGACAAAAUAAUGCAACAGGAGGUCAAUGCCCCAACCUUAAAACAGGAACUUGAGGGUUUCAAGCCUGAUUACAGUGAACAAAAGGGGACCCGAAUUGAAAAUACUAAGCCUAUUUGGAAAUACGAGGCUGGGGCUGGUGGAGCAGGCCGGGGAAAGCCUGGGCUUGGGGAUGUACAGCGAAAAAAUUCUGAUGCCAAACCUGGAAUUAGCAGCAAGAAGUUUGAUGACCGGCCCAAAGGGAAGCACGCAUCGUCAGCUGCAUCUAAAGAGGACUCAUGGACCUUAUUUAAACCACCCCCAGUUUUUCCAGUGGACAAUAGCAGUGCUAAAAUUGUUCCUAAAAUAAGUUAUGCAAGUAAAGUUAAAGAAAACCUCAACAAAGCAGCUCAAACCCCAUCCACAUCUUCGUCAUUGUCUUCGUCGUCUGCUGGGGAAACUCAGGCCCAAACAUCAACUCGACUCUCCCAAGUCCCUAUGUCUGCUAUGAAAUCUGUUACUUCUGCUAGCUUUUCAAAUGGGCCAAUUUUAGCAGGGACUGAUGGAAGUGUAUAUUCUCCAGGGACCCAGCCACUGCUCACAACUGCUGCUAGUACUGUAACAUCAACCUCUUCUGAGUCAGUACCCCAGGACAUAAGUACAACUUCAACAGCUCUUGAACAAAAGAAAUCUAGCCUUUUUAUCUACCCUUCAAAUAUGCAAACUGUGCGUCUGGGUACAGCACAAGUCGAUUUCCCAUCGCAGACAAAUCAGCAGAACCUGGGAGAUAUCUUCCAGAAUCAGUGGGGCUUGUCAUUCAUAAAUGAGCCCAGUGCUGGCCAUGAAACUGUUGUGGGGAAACCUGCAGAUAAUCAGUUAAUGGAAGUGACAUUUCAAGGGGAAUAUCCUGCCGCUUUGGUUUCACAGUGUGCUGAAAUCAUUCCCUCAGGAACUGAACAACCUGUGUUCCCUAAGGCUUAUGAGCUGGAUAAACGGACUAGCCCUCAAAUUCUUAGUGCUAUUCUUAAGCCUGGGACUGCUAUUGAGGGUGGUGUCUUAGCUUUGGAGUCGCAUCACACAGGUGACCUACAAAAGGCAGAUGCCAGUAGCCAAGGUGCUUUAGUGUUUCUUUCAAAAGACUAUGAAAUAGAGAAUCCUCUGGCCUCCCCUACGAACAAUUUGUUAGCCUCCGCCAAAGAACAGAGGUACCAGAGAGGCCUAGAAAGGAAAGAUAGCUGGGGUUCUUUUGACCUGAGGGCUGCUAUUAUAUAUCACACUAAAGAAAUGGAAUCAGUUUGGAAUUUGCAGAAGCAAGAUCCCAAAAGGAUAAUCACUUACGAUGAAGCCAUGGAUCGCCCGGAUCAAUGAAGGACCCUCUUAUGACCUUCCUUGAAGACAUUUCAUUAAGUGUUGCUGCAUUUAAGAAUGAAUCUACAACUGUUCAUGUCUUGGGUUAAUGCUGCUGCUAUAAGUAACCCUGAAAAUCAAGAAUGUGUGAUGCACUUUUUUUUUUCUUUUUUUUUACAUGACCAUAGUAGUUCCUCUGAGGAUAGUUGAACCCUCCUGUAACACAGCCACUAGCUCUGCGGGUAGCCUGGGAACCGGAGGGUCCGGGGUGCGCGGGGGUGUGCGAGAGGAGCGUACCUGACUUUGGUGCUGACCUACGAGAAUUUCUAUGCAAACGCAAGCAGAGGAGAGCUCUUAACUUGAAAGAACACUGUGCAUUUUUUUUCUCUCCUUCCUUUUCUCUAGCUGCUAUUGGAAGGGUAGUGCAAAUCCCCGAGGUUCUCGACUUCUCCUUCCUUGAUGGCUGGUGCGGGAAAGAUGACUGAGUACUUGUAAGGUCGAAAGGAUCUCGAUGAACAAUCGUCUUGUCUCCGGCUCUAAUACUCUGUUUUCUGUUUGAGUACGUCUUUGGAGGGAAAUUGCUCGUCUCUGAGGAAAAAAAAAAAAAUCUUGUUAAUGCUUUAUCUCAAUGUGAAAUUUAUGGCAGGGAUUAACCAGCAGUAUUAAAAAUGGUAUGACUUCCUUCCUGCCCGGUUAUAUCCCUGUGUUCCCAAAGUUAGGAAGCGGGCUAACCUGCGCGCUGCCCCCGGCGCGCUCGCAGAGCAGUGGGUGGCUGCAGUUAACUUUCUUCCCAGCCGAACGUCCCGCUGUUGCAGCGAGGCCGAUGCAUCUGCCGAGCCGAAGCCCGACGGAUAAUGCAGGAAAACACGGAGCUUAGCGAGCGGCGGAGGAAGGUCUCGCUCGCGGAGGCACUGCCGUGGGUCUGGGGCGGAUGCAGAACCUCUCGCCUUCAGGGGAUGCACCUAGACCACCUCUGAGCCAGGUGCUCUCGCCUGCCGCGGGGAGAGAUCGCAGGGGUGAGUUUACAUACCGUGAAGUAAGGGUUUACUGGAGAAAAUAAAGGGAAUUUACUUGAUGCUUUAUUUAUAGAAGAUCCUUUAAAAUAUAUAUAUAUACAUAUAUAUAUAUAUAUCUUUUGUAAAGUGAGAGAAGAGUAAGGGAGGUCUACAGUUGUGUAGGAAAAAUGCUUUGGGAUUACAACUGCCUGGAAAAUAGUAUAUAAAUAUAUUCCAGAAUUCUCUGCCUAUUUAAUUAGUUUAUUCAGCAUCAUUUUUUGACCAGCUUUUGCUUUUUUACACACAUGCGUGUGUGUGUACAUAUAAAUAAAUGUGCCUUGCAUGUGUGCUUAAACAAAACUUGUAGAAGUAGUUUGUGAGCUGCUGCGGGACUUUGCAUUAGGUAGCCAGGCUCCUGCCUCACCAAGCGUAAUAACCAUGCCCCGUCUACAGUCAAGGAUCUGUUAGCGUCUUGGUGACCCACGAAACCUGCUGUUGAAAUGAGACUCUGGAUAGUGGCUGUCUUACAGUUUGGGGAAAAUGUCCUACGGGAUGGCACCUUUCCUUUCUUAACGUGACCCAUUUUCUGCGAUUUUUGAGGAGAGUGGGGAUGAGAGAAAGAGAAUCUGCUUUGUUGUUCUCCUGCAGACAAAAUAUAAGCAUUGCAAUGCUCUGCCUACAAAACAAGUGAAGAUCUGGAACCAGCUUGACUCUGGAGUUAAUUCUCUGCAGAGGCUGGGAAUGCCAUUGUCCUGGGGAUUUAUUCCCUUCCAGGUUGUGAUUCUUGUUACUGUGGCUUUUUUUUUCUUUCAUCUUUUUGCAAAGGAAAAAGAAAAGUAAACAUGCCUUGCUUGAAGUUAACAAAAUAAAAAUGCUUAUGUUUGCAGUCAGUGACUCAGAACAUGAAACUGUGCAAUUCUUGUUUCUUCAUCUUUCUCUCUGUCUCUGUCUCAACUCACUUGCCCUACUGUGUGGUUUCUGUUAGUUUUUCUGUAAUUCUGCCACUGUAAAUGUGAAAGCUUGCUUGCAUUGUUUUUUAGAAAUGCAUUUUGCACACUCGAGUUUCGCUGAAGCUCCGUGAAAAGGUUAGUUUGAAGCAGAUGAAUAAAGCUAUGCACAUGUUUUGAAAGUUUAAUUUGUGUCUCAUUACCAGAAGUGACUUAUCUGCCCUCUUUUGCAUUCCCGUGCUGUCAUUGCCUACAUUAUCUUUACCAUCUCGGAGGGUAUGAUGUAAGGUGACAGUUCUUUGCUGACAGCUGUAGCAGAAAACUGGCGCUUCUUGAUUUUUAGUAGCCUCUCUUUCCUUUGCUUUCUCUGUAUUUCUCUCUGUAUAUCUAUAUAAAUACAUAUAUUAUUUUUUUAUUUUAAAGAGCCUACUUUACUAAUUGAAUUGGGGGGGGGGGGUGCCGGCUUGCGUUUCAGAUACACUUCAUGCUAUCGGAUGAGCAAGUGCCCUUUUUUCCGCUCCCAUGAGAAUGUGGCCGUGGCGGUGCCCGUCAGCACCCCAGGCCGGCGUGCCGGCCGCGUGGUUCCCGGGCUGGCGCGGGGACGGGGCGCGCAGCACGGCCUGCUCUGCUCGCCCUGCUCCGAACUGCUCCGGCAGGGCCGGGCGAGCAGCCGGCUUCGUUGGCUUAUUUGCAGGCUGAUGGUGCAGGCUUGAGGUGUCUAACGGCCAAACAGCCGAGGGAAGCCCGACCAGUUUGCAUCCGCACUGUGCGGCUAGAGGGAGAAGCGUUUGCGUUGUCCUCGCAGCGGGUGUACGUACGCAGGGUGUAGUUCAUGGCCUGCGGGGGCGGGGGGCUCCCUCUGGUCUCCAGGGCAAGGGCUUUAUUUUGAUUUUGUUUUCAUGAGUUAUGUGCAUUGGUUUGCAAAUACCAUCUUUGAAAACUUGUUGCUUAGCCCAGAGCCUUUGUGCAGAAGAGUCUGGAUUUUGCGAUGGGAGAAGUACCCCUGGCAGCUUUCUCCGUGUGUUCCCUUUGCCAUGGCAGAAAUUUGUACUAACUUUACAGCUUUUUUUCAUACAGAACAGGGCUGCUUUUCUAUCUACCAUCACACGUGUACUUACACACCUUCAGUCGCUCGGACGCCUCUGAAGGUCCUCAACUUGUUUACUUGGGGAGCGGAUGCCCCUCUCUUCCCCUCCCCUGAAUAUUUCAGUGUUAAUAGUGGCUGGGAGCACGGCUGCGCGCGUAGACUCCAAGCCGGGCUCGGGAGGUCUCUCGAGGCAGACCCGCAGGAGCGGGACGAAGGCUGGCUCUCGCGGCGGUCGCGGCCUCCCCUCCCGCCUCUGUCAAAAGUUCUCAUUUCCAUUCAGUUUCCUGGUGUGUGUUAAAAUCACAGCAAGGGGUUGUGCUCUAGCUGCUCAGGAGCUGAAUUACCUCUUACCUUCGGAGAGGGGCAGCCCCUCUUUGCUGUCGGUGUCGUAGUGUGCUACCACACAAAAACGGUAACGGUAGCUUGCAUUUUUCUUCUCCCCUGCCCGAUAUUUCUGAAUAGGUUAAUACACUCUGUGUACCCGGCUGAAAACGUAGGCAUUUUUCCGAUCGUGGGAGGGUGGCUAGAAGAGUUAGUGUUAUACCUGCUGUAGCUGUGUCUAGCACAGGCAGAUGCGCUGGGAUAGAUGAUGAUGUCGCAGACUGUAAGGAUAGGUAAUGUCCAUGAGCUGUAAUGGCAUGAUGUAUCUUUACUGAUGAUGUCAUACUUCACACUAAAUGUUUAAAAAAUUACCUGAAUUUCGUUUAUUCUGCACCAACAGGUCUUCAAAAUUUAUCCAAAUUUUAUUAUUUUAUCAGGAAAAAAAAUGUGUAGAUCAAAUACGUUAAGACAGACAAUAAGUGAUGUAAAUUGUUGAAUAAAGAUUUUAAAGAUU